Molecule: messenger RNA, 3442 nt
Organism: Aplysia californica (California sea hare)
Lineage: Eukaryota; Metazoa; Mollusca; Gastropoda; Aplysiida; Aplysiidae
Product: protocadherin gamma-A12
Biological process (GO): homophilic cell-cell adhesion
Cellular component (GO): plasma membrane
Molecular function (GO): calcium ion binding
Source: RefSeq, a predicted model, not a curated record
GUGUAGGUGGCAGCGUGCAAGAUUUGGUGUGAAUGCGUGGUGUGAGCAAUUUCUGAAUCUGUGAGCGUGAACAUUUCUAGAGGAAAAUAGAAAGUUAUACCUUCGUUGUUGGAUGAAAAGAGAGUUGAGGAGUUAGAUUUAAGUAGACCAGACCCGCGUGUACCAGACGAACCCACACAUGGUGGCGAGCCCCCUGUACCACCACAGACACACACAACACAACCUCCGCGUGAGUUCAUCCGUUCCCCCACGCUCACCAUUGCCCAGCUGUGGGCGUGAGGAGUUCGAGCCUUAACCGGGGCGCCCUCUAUCACGAUGGGUCGCUCCCCGCUCUGUAGAGAUUCCUCUCUCGCGCUGCUGCUCUCGCUAUGUAUCGCCCUCCUCCUCCUCGUCGUGAGCUGUAGCGGCCAGCAGACGGCGCUCAACUACAAAGUCCUGGAGGAGCAGGACGCGGGCACGUACAUCGGGAACGUGGCGCGGGACAGUUUGAUCUACAACCAGUACAACCAGACAGAGUUCCAGAACCUUCAGUACAGCAUCCCCAGCACCAGCUCCAAGUUUGAGAUCGACCAGAGAACAUCUACAUUGAGGACGGCCCAGAAGCUGGACCGCGAGGCGGAGUGCGAGGGCUCCGGUGGUGGGGCCUCGGAUGACGUCACGUGUGAACUGCAGUUUGACGUCAGUGUCUACAGGGUCAACUCGGACGGGACGUUUAACUUGUUGAAAAUUAUCAAGGUGAAAGUCGUGAUAGAGGAUGUGAACGACAACCCUCCAGAUUUCCUCCUCGGCGAGACGACGCUGGACGUGUCUGAGGCUUCAGAAGUUGGAGAAGUCCUGCCGCUCAGCCCAGCCGUAGACAAGGAUUCAGGGGCAGACAACACGGUGCAGUCCUACACGCUGAUUGGUGGAGGGGAUGUGUUUGACCUCGAGACGAGCGAGAACCCCGACGGUCUGGGCAUCGUUCUGAAGAAGAAACUCGACCGAGAGACGGUCUCAUCCUACCAGGUGAAGGUGGUGGCCGAGGACGGCGGGUUCCCGCGUCUCACAGGGUCCAUUGACGUCACUAUCCGCGUCAUGGACGUGAACGACAACCGGCCCAAGUUCUCCAGCAACCUCUUCAACACGACUGUCCCGGAGGACGAGCCUGUAGGAUCUGUUGUACUCACCCUCCUCGCUACCGACCCGGACGAGCAGGAAAACGGUCGGAUGUCCUUCUCCCUGAGCUCCCUCACUUCGGCAAAGGUCAAGGAGUACUUGUCCAUCAACGAGUCUAGCGGUCAGCUACGUCUGGUCAAAGCCCUGGACUACGAGAAAGACAAAUCGUUCCGGUUUUCCGUCAUAGUGACGGACCAGGGCUCGCCGGCCCGGACCUCUCAGACGACGGUUGUGAUUGACGUGCAGGACGUGAACGACAACGCGCCACAGAUCGACAUCACGUGGCCCUCGUCCUCCGUGCUUGAGUCCAUCGGCGUGGACACCUACAUCGCCCACAUCUCGCUCUCCGACCGCGACAGUAGUCAGAACACGGCCAUCACUUGCGCCAUCUCCAACGACCACUUCACACUACAGAAGUUCCCCGACUCCAGCUCCAUCUUCACGGUCAGGCUGAGGCGGAGCCUGGACUACGAGAAGUCUCACUCGGAGCUGAUCAACGUCACGUGUAGUGACGGUGGGGACCCGCCCAGGACAAACUCGUCCGCCUUCACAAUCAACGUCUUGGACGCCAACGACAACGCCCCAGUGUUCACGCGCUCUUCCUACAGGGCGAGCAUCGGCGAGAACAACUACAUCGGGGAGUAUGUGAUCCAGGUACAGGCCGUCGAUCCGGAUGAAGGGCUGAAUGGAAACGUCUCCUACAGCCUCGCUCAGAACCACGGGAACCGGUUCCAGGUGAACCAGAUAUCCGGAGUGAUCAAAGCGAUGCACAUCCUGGACAGAGAAGACCUAUCGACGUAUGAGCUUGUGGUGGUGGCCACCGACAUGGGCAUUAAACCGAUAUCGUCGUCGGUGACGGUGACGGUGAGCGUGAGGGACGAGAACGACAACCCUCCCGUGUUCCUCAAGCCUCACAUUGAGAUGUACGUGGCGGAGAACCGCGCUAAGCACACGGUGGUGGACACGGUGUUCACGAGAGACCCGGACACAGACGUGGACAACCACCUCCGCUACGACUUCGCCGGGAACUUCAGCUACGCCGGACUCUUCGACAUCGACCGGAUGUCCGGCACGAUCUACACGCUGACCAGUCUGGACAGAGAGCAGCAGGACGUGUACCUAUUCGAGGUGGUGGUUUUUGACGAGAGUCAGCCCGAGUUCAAGGACAUCGCCCAGGUGUCGGUCAUCGUCACAGACAGCAACGACAACAAACCCAACAUCAGUUAUCCGAAUGAGGUCAACAACACUUUCACAAUCCUGUACAGCCUCCCCGCUGGGAGUGUUGUGCUCAAGAUAGAGGCGGACGAUCCGGACGCGGUAGAAAACGGCUCCAUCAAAUACUCCAUCCUGAAAGGCAACGAGAACGGCUUGUUUUUCAUCAACUCCAAGUACGGAGAGCUGGUGAUCGCUAAGAGGAUGAGCGUCUAUGACUCGGGCGCCUACCAACUCGUCAUCAACGCCCGGGACGGCGGGAUGUCCUACCUGGAGUCUCAGCGAGAGGUCAACAUCGUGGUCACUCUGGCUAACGGCACCACCGGUUUCCAUGACGACGACGACGACGACGACAACACCAACAUCGCUAUCGUCAUCGCUCUGGUGUGCAUCACGGCCGUUCUAGCUAUCGCCGUCCUUAUCACCAUCUGCAUCAUCCGACGCAUCGACCGUGAGAGGAAACACCACAACAGCGCUAAGAUCGAGGAGGAGAAUAUUUACAAACAGCGGGCAGUGACUGCCGAGUCGACCCCGGCCUCUAGCCCCACCCGGGGGGACAAAUACGACAACGAAAUUGACAAACUGAAGAGGAAAAUCAAGAGGGAUUUAAGUUUUGUGGUGGAGGACGACUCGGGCCCCAUGGAUUUGUCCGAGGCCAACAAUUCGUCCACUUUUUCCACUUUCAAAAAUACGACGCCAGAGUCGGACUGCAAAAAGUCGUCGAGCCCCCAGUCGCAAUCCUCGGUGCUCCACAACACUCUGUCACCCGCGGAGAGCAACGUGAAGCGAGUCCACUACAUGGACAAAGCCCUGGACAUAGACCGCUUGACCACCACCUGCCCCCCGCCCCGCAGUCAGCCUAUGUCAACUUCCGCCUACCACUCGGGGCGCGGCAGUCACUGGAACACCAACAGGGCGCAGUCUCCGCGAGGCAACGUCAUCAAACUUCCGGUAGAGGACGCCACGAGCCACUCUUCCGGUAGCACGAGUGACAGUGGCAGGGGCGGCUCCAGCGAGGAAGGUGAAGGUCACAGCCAAGGUCACGCUGUGGUGGUGGCCCUGGCCAAUGACGGGG